Molecule: messenger RNA, 651 nt
Organism: Acanthosepion pharaonis
Lineage: Eukaryota; Metazoa; Mollusca; Cephalopoda; Sepiida; Sepiidae
Source: the annotation of a GenBank genome assembly
AUGGUCCUCUUGAACCCAAACCAGACCAACACUUCUGCAGGCUUCUUCCCGACACAAAAAGAAGCUACAACCGCUAAUUUGCACUCAUAUUCCAUCCAGGAAAAGGCUAGAGAGAAAAAUGUUAAAUAUCUAUCUAUUUCAUAUUGGCGACAUUCAUAUCUAUCUAUCUAUCUAAAAAUCUAUCUAUCUAUCUAUUUGUUCAUAUCUCUUUCUCUCUUUAUCUAUCUAUCUAUAUAUCUCAGUCUGUUUAUAUCUAUCUAUCUAUCUAUCUAUCUAUCUAUCUAUCUAUCUAUCUAUCUAUCUAUCUCAUUUUGUCCAUAUCUAUCUAUCUAUCUAUUCUCAUUCUGUUCAUAUCUAUCUAUCUAUCUAUCUAUCUAUCUAUCUAUCUAUCUAUCUAUCUAUUCUCAUUCUGUUCAUAUCUAUCUAUCUAUGUCAGUUUGUUCAAUCUUUUUUCUGUUUUAUCUAUCUAUCUAUAUAUCUCAGUCUGAAAUAUCUAUCUAUCUAUCUAUCUAUCUAUAUCUAUCUAUCUAUCUAUCUAUCUAUCAUAUAUUAUACGUCUUCUGCUUGACAAACAUAUGUGUUAUAAGUAACGCCAACCCACGUACGUUUUGCCGAGGCGCGAAACCAGUCUUCCCAAAAACAUCCCUCUAA